Messenger RNA from Mycotypha africana, 1161 nucleotides. RefSeq lists its product as uncharacterized. NCBI's taxonomy places the organism in Eukaryota, Fungi, Mucoromycota, Mucoromycetes, Mucorales, Mycotyphaceae. The transcript is spliced from 4 exons. The record is from RefSeq and is a predicted model, not a curated record. The coding region runs from base 288 to 1115 and encodes 275 amino acids.
AUGACGAUUUAAAAAGUUUCGCUGAUGCUUAUUUUUGUAAUGCUUAGUCUAUUUUUAUACAUUUCUUCCAAUUUUCGAUAUGACAAGGUAAACACGGAAAUUUUAUAGCACUGUUCUCAAAUUACAUAUCAGAACCAGCAGUGAAACAUCGGUUGAGAUAAACCCCCCCCCCAUUUAAGUCACGAAUGGCUGGUCUGCAUGAAAAAAGUAAAAAUACUAAAGAUGCCCAAUUCUAAGCGCUUUUCAAUAAAAAACUCUUCCUUUAUUUUCGUGUUAAAUAAGCAUUCAUGGAGCAACAACAACUACCAGAGCUAAAUCAAGUUAACAGUUUACCAGAUGGUUUCUUUCCUAUGCCAUUGGCAUCUCCAACAGCAACAAAAGUCAACUUUGUCAAUGACUCUACUGCUCCCGCGACGGAACGUACCACAACUGACCCCUUGAGCCCCAAAGCGCAAAGACUGAAGCAACAGCAAAAUCAAGAAUUGGAGCAUCAGCAAUAUCGCAAUCGUGUUUAUCAACGUCGAUCCUCACGUUCACGCGGUGACCGAGUUAUCGUUAUUGCUUAUGACCACUCUAAUUAUAGUGAUGCUAUGAUAGCCAAAGCUAUCAAGUUGAAUAUGAUACGACCAACAGAUGACAUACGUAUUGUUCAUAUUGUAAGCCAAAAUGACUAUCGUACUCUGUUUGCACCGAUGUUAGCUACCAGCGUUUCGACAACAAGCGGUGUACUGCAAAGCGAAAUGGAUACGAAUAUGAGUCAUGCAGUUAAUGUCAUGAUGUACGAAUUAACCCACACCUUGGGAAAGCACGGGUUUUUUAAUGUAUCUUCUGAUGUUUUGAGAGGUGAUCCAAAAGCAUCCAUUGCUGAUUAUUGUAGAAUUACAAAGCCUCUCUAUUUAAUCACAGGAACGCGUGGAUUGGGUGCUGUCAAAAGGAGUGUCAUGGGAUCUGUUUCAAGCUACUUAAUCCGACACUGUCCUUGCCCAGUUUUGGUUUGUAAAGUCGAACCUUCAGAGAUCGAAGCUCGUAAAGAACAAAACCGGCAGAAGCAGGCAACAUUCGAAGAAGUAUUAUCUGCAGUAGGUAACAGUACACCGCAAACGAACCCUCGGUAAACGAUCGAACGAUUGCUGUUGAGCUAAGUCUAAUUACGCGUAUCAG